Molecule: messenger RNA, 975 nt
Organism: Echinostoma caproni
Lineage: Eukaryota; Metazoa; Platyhelminthes; Trematoda; Plagiorchiida; Echinostomatidae
Source: the annotation of a GenBank genome assembly
AUGAUUCGUCCUUCGCAGGUAAACAACACUGCACUCUCACCGGCUUCUCUGCAUAAUACCGUUUACACACAACAAAGUCAGCACGUGCAUUUCGGCUCGGGCGGAAGUGGAGGUAGUGAAGGAGAAAGUGCUGCGCACACGCCAUGCUCGUAUGUCAGCUCGGGUAGCAGCACUCACGGUGGUAUUCCUCCUGGACAAGUAACUAUCCAUACAACUGUGGUAGAUGGUGUCAACCGAAGGGGUAACCGAAACGGCCCUUCAUCGCGACAACUCUCCGGUUUAUUGACUCAACACGUCGCUUGUGAUUUGGAUGAAUCUGUUAUGACACAAGAUACUGGACGUGACACCAAUUCCAAGGGUCGGAGUGAAAGCUCAUGCCGGACUGCGGCUUCAAGUAGAAUCGAAGAUCUUUCUCCCGACUUGUCGUCAAAGUUCGCUGAACUCGAUCGGAUGUUUCCCAGAAUCUCGGAAGCUAGUCAGGUGAAACUGUAUCGCAUGGAAUUCGAGCGAACAUAUCCCGGAUACUCACGACUAUACCAUUCAUUUUCUGAAAUUUGGGGUACACUUCACGUUCACCAUUCCGAAUUGCUUGAAGCUACACAGCACAAGAAUGUGGAUCAUUUGGUAACAACCAGACUGGCUGACCAACUAAACGCCUUAUUGGACCAGGUCCGUACUCAGCAGUUUUGUGAAAAGCAAACAGAACUCACACUUAUGGCCCAUAAGUUGCGCCUACUAAAACGCCGUCUCGGUGAAUUCCGUGAGAGCCAGAAACGCGCCAAAACAUCAGCGUCUGAGUUUGCGAAAACCGCUUCACUCGAGGACGAUACCACUCUGCGAUUCGAGGGCUCUUCUAGAGAACUUCGCGAUUUUUCACGCCUCGAUGCAAACGAAACUUCAGAAUCAUCUGCACCCAAAAAUGACCUCACAGUCAACUGUGAAAGAACCAGACGCAAUAGCCACUCUUUAGUGUAA